GAGGAGAAGUGCCGUACACAACGCUGGCGACCCGGCUGAUGAUGGGGGCCUGGUGGCUUUUUGCUUUGAUCGUUAUCUCGUCCUACACGGCCAACCUGGCGGCUUUCCUCACCAUCACGCGCAUAGAGAACUCCAUCCAGUCUCUCCAGGACCUCUCCAGGCAGACGGAUAUUCCUUACGGCACCGUCCUGGACUCGGCUGUCUACGAGCACGUGCGGGUGAAAGGCAUGAAUCCUUUUGAGAGGGACAGCAUGUAUUCCCAAAUGUGGCGCAUGAUUAACAGAAGCAACGGCUCCGAGAACAACGUCUUGGAAUCCACCGCGGGCAUCCAAAAGGUGAAGCACGGGAACUACGCGUUCGUGUGGGACGCCGCGGUGCUGGAGUACGUGGCCAUCAACGACGCGGACUGCUCCUUCUACACGGUCGGGAACACGGUUGCAGACAGAGGCUAUGGAAUCGCUCUGCAGCACGGCAGCCCCUACCGAGACGUCUUCUCCCAAAGCUUCCUGAUUUUUGAGAUGGGCGUUCAUUUCCUCAGAGAUAUAGGGGAUUAUACAUUUCUCUAG
Molecule: messenger RNA, 566 nt
Organism: Tinamus guttatus (white-throated tinamou)
Lineage: Eukaryota; Metazoa; Chordata; Aves; Tinamiformes; Tinamidae
Source: RefSeq, a predicted model, not a curated record